This is a messenger RNA of Mugil cephalus (flathead mullet), 2145 nucleotides long. RefSeq names its product zinc finger protein 891-like. The record is from RefSeq and is a predicted model, not a curated record. Gene Ontology annotation, molecular function: DNA-binding transcription factor activity, RNA polymerase II-specific; RNA polymerase II cis-regulatory region sequence-specific DNA binding. Gene Ontology annotation, biological process: regulation of transcription by RNA polymerase II. The transcript is spliced from 3 exons. The coding region runs from base 285 to 1295 and encodes 336 amino acids. Lineage: Eukaryota; Metazoa; Chordata; Actinopteri; Mugiliformes; Mugilidae.
CUCUACUUCCGGGUUUUUACGGCUUGUUUUUGUAGCUCUUUGAGCCUCGCUCUGCUUUGUGGUGUCGUUUUCACAGCUCAGACCAUUUCAUUUGGAUUAAAAAAAAAAUAAUAAUAAUAAUCUAAAGCAAUUCUUUGCUCACACGGUAACCGCAUGCCCCGUUUACCGGACCUCUGGGAUGUUUAAAUGGAAAACAAUAGCGUAGAGGGCUGGUUUAGUUAAUGUAGCUCUGCCUCUACGUUACAGUGACGUCAAAGAAGCUCACGUCUCAGCUAAAUAACAGGAUGUCUAAACUAGAGCGUCUGAACGCCCGCGUGGCCAAACUACUGACCGAAGCCGUGCAGGAGGUCCUGGAGGUGGUGAAGGAGACGGUGUCGGAGUACCAGGAGAAAACGGCGCGAGCGCAGAGGGAGAACGAGAGCCUGAAGAGGAGACUGCAGGAGCUGCAGGACAGGAUACCCAAAGAAAGCUUGCCUGCCCCACCUACGAGUGAGUCGCUGCCUGAAGAAGAAGAAGAAGAGGACACGAAGCGCUCGGAGGUCACCCUCUUACAGCAGAACCUGAAGCAGACGUCUAAAGAUCAGGAGAGCCGUGGGAAUUCUCGGCUGCAAACGUCGACAGAGCACCGUGAAUCGCAACCAGAGGAGGUGACACAUGUUGCUGAGGAGGCAGUGGCUUCCAACACGUCACACAAUGCGCGCAAGGACACCGGUGCAGUCUCAACAAGUAACUCUUACACCCGGUUCGGGGUUCACCUGGAUGCAAUCAAGAAAGAAUCGGACCCAACAGACUGUGCAACAUCAGAGCAGCCGCCUACUCAAGAACAGUACGCUGGAUGUGUGGAUUUAAGCUGCAACUCCUCUCGGCACCCUUCCUCUGAGACCCAGGAGCCUUACGGGCUCGUCUUCGUGCACUCGAACCACAGGAGGCACGGGUUCGCGAAGGCCAGCAGGGCCGCUUUCGACGGGAGGCAAAUCAGGAUGGAGCACCUCGGGAGGGACGACGUGCACCUGUGCGUCGUGUGCGGGAAAACGUUCAGCCGGGUCGGGAACCUGAGAAUCCACCAGCGCUGCCACACUGGGGAGAAGCCGUACGGCUGCAUACAGUGCGGGAGGCGCUUCAGUCAGGCGGGCGACCUGAAAAAACACAAGAGGGUGCACACGGGGGAGAAACCGUACUACUGCAACCAGUGCGGCAAGAGCUUCAGCCGCGGGGAGAACCUCAAAAGGCACCAGAGGAUCCACAUCGGAGAGACGCUGCAUUUACAGCAAGCGUGGGGGGAGCAACAGCCGUGACUUCCGUCGUGAAUUAAAUCAGUGGAAUCAGCACAGAAAGUUACAUAAUCUGUCAUUCAUGGUUUUCUGCCUUUAGCUCAAGAGUGUUAAAAAUGGCUCAUUGGAAAAUGUUAGAAGGAUUGCGUUGUUAAAUAAUUUGGCAGUAUUCACCAGGUACAUGUACCUAGGCCCAAAACGUCAUACAGAGACCUAGGGGGACUGAGUUAAACCAUUUCUCAACCACAAAGAAGACCCAGAGGAAAUAAAAUUUUAAAAAGCUGCAGUGUUUAGGGAGGGGUCGGUAUGUUUACUUUUUAAAAACCUUACUUUUUCUGACACAGUUUUGAGAACUGGGCAUUAAAUUAGAAAUCUGUGUGGGUAUUGACUGAUAAACUGGAUCAGAUGUCAUGCUGUAUGACCUGCUCGGCCGACAUAUCCUUCUUUUUAAUUUUGACUUUUUUUUAGUUUUUUUGCACUUGUUGAAAUAGGGAAACGGCACUUUUAUUCUUUGAUUUGUUCAAGUCUUUGUCUUUGUGGAGUCUGCUGACCUCAUAUAGUUGCUAGUACAAGAGGAAACCCUUCAGCGAUUACGUUUGCUUUGCGUGAGCCAUAUUUGUGCGUCUCUGUUAAUUAUUAAUUUUGAUAUUUGCACAUUUUUAUUGUAUAAGCCUGUGAUCUGAAAAGCAAGCCGGUGUAUGGUGACUGUGUUACAUGUAGGCUAACUCCCCCUUUGGUCGCAGAAUGUAAUGACGCUUUGAAAAUCUGAGAGCAUGACUCGUGGAACAUUUUCUAGACUGAUCAAACAUUGUUUUGUUGAACCUAUUUAUUGCAAAUUUAAGUAGAGGAGGAAUAAAAUAAUUUAUUACUACCA